AAAAAAACAAGGACUACCAUCAUACUGACUCUUCUCUUGACAACGCCUUGCGCCAAAAAAACUUCGGCGAAGCGUGGCGCACUCCUCCGGGCGAUGUAUUUAAGAACAAAAUCUCAAAGCUCAAUUAUUUACCUCAAUCAGCUAUCAGAACUCUCCAGAACUCUGCUCACAUCGACCAUUAUGAACAGUCACGCGAAUGCAGGUUACGCCAUGGUGGAAGCACCAGCUCCGAAGGCGCACCAAAAUAAAACAUCUUCCCAGAUAUUAGAAAUGCUCGUAUCCUAUAAUCAACGCUUCUCGCGUCUUCACUGGUCUCAGUUUGAUCAGUUCACCUUCUAUAAGAACCCCUCGACCCUCAGUUUCUUCGACGACUUUAUUGGUAGACCCGGCCAAAUGUACUGUGGAGAGAGCGGUGGUUGGGUCUACCACGUUAUAGGGGAUUACGUCGAGAUGAUACGGCCUCCCUCUAUUCGAAAUGGAAAAGAAUUGAUCACGCACAAGCUCAAAUAUAGAUUCGAAAUUCUUGCGUUUGCUGUAGACUAUAUCUCAAGAAAUAUUGCGGCAUUGCAAAAAGAGGAUGGUAAUUGCGUUAUACAUUUGGGAAAUCCCCAAGGUCGCAAGAACUCAAGAAAAAUCUCGUGGCCAAUGGACUGGAGUUUGAUAGUACGACCUCUCCAGUUCCAGAUUGUCGGGCCAUACAUCGCACUGAAUUUUGAACCUGUGAGAACGGCCAGAAGGGCUCAGUUGUUUACAGUUGCAAACUGGAAAACUGGGAAAAUUGUCUUUACUAGGGAAUUCGUCGAAACCUUCCAAUUCAUAGCAGAGGAUAGUUUUCUCUAUGCAACUUUCUUAACCGAUCGUUUUCCGGAUGACAAUCCAUCAGUUCUUAAAGUCUUCCAAGUUAUUGUUUACGAAGACCAAAUUCGCGAGCAUCAGCGGCUCAGAGAUGUCGUGGUCAACAAACAGAGACACUUGCUCCGAAGUGUGAAUUUCAUACCCAGGGCAGGUCCUCCAAUGAAAGCCCUCAAGCCAUGGAACCCCGAUGGCUUAGACCAUUUUGUCCAUAACAUCUUCGAUCCUGUGCCCUACGAAGACAGAAACGGUCCUUUUCAUUCGGAUCCGAACGAGCAGAUCAUUGGUUUUCACUUUGUGGCGGUUGACACUCAUCCAUUCUUUAUAGUGUUUGACCAAAAGCACUUUCUUGGAUCAUGCAGAUGUCUCACUCCUCGCCGGGGUAUAGGCCAUUUUCCAGCGAUUAACGGGAAGAGAUUGUUGUGGUGGAAUGAACACACGCUCGAAAUAUAUUUGAGGGACUAUAAACCGAACUGCGCACAGUUGUAUGGGGGAGGGGCCAUUCGCGUGCGACACCCUCAAGACCGAGGGUGGAAGAUGAGCUCGUGCAUUCAAGAAGAUCCUCCGGUAAAUGCGAAUGAUUCAUUUGGCGACAACACAUUCGUGGCUACUGCCACUGAAAAUAACGCUUCGACUCGCAGACAUGUAUACUUCACAGAGGAUAGCAUUUUUAUGAUCGAAUAUUGGCGGGAUGGGACAAUGGAAGGUAGAAUUUACACUUACUGAGAUUUCUACAGUUUUCCGAUAAUCCUCGCAAAUUUGCUUUGUCCUGUUUUCCACCCCGUUA
Molecule: messenger RNA, 1639 nt
Organism: Lentinula edodes (shiitake mushroom)
Lineage: Eukaryota; Fungi; Basidiomycota; Agaricomycetes; Agaricales; Omphalotaceae
Exons: 4
Coding region: 94-1578 (494 amino acids)
Source: RefSeq, a predicted model, not a curated record